ACAGUACUUUUUUCACCAUUAUUAUUUUCAGUAGUAUAUGAUUGUAGAAAGCAAAUACUCUAGCAAAUAGCAAUGGAGUCCUCUAACACAAGCAUCCCACUAAAAAGAGAGGAGGACCCAAAACACCUUAAAGAAAGCCUACCAAAUGAGCUAUGGUUUGAUGGAAAACCCAUUUACCUAUAUCAAGGAUUUUGGGCAUCUAGGUUUGAUUUCAUCUAUUCCUUUCUAAACAACUUUGAAGCUCAAGAUAAUGAUAUCUUCACAACCAGCUUCAGGAAAGUUGGUACAACUUGGCUCAAAGCCCUUGUUUUCGCCAUUCGCAAUCGCGAAAACUACGAACCUUCAGACCAUCCUUUACUCAACCAUAAUCCCCAUGAAUUAGUCCCUCAAUUAGAGUCCAAUAUUUAUGCAAAAUCAACGUCCCCGGAUUUUAGCAACUUUAAAUCUCCUAGGAUGUUUGGUACCCAUGUACCAUUUUCAGCAUUACCAAGUUCAAUGAAAGACUCAAAAUGCAAGAUCAUUUAUAUCUUUAGAAACCCACUUGAUGCUUUUGUAUCUUCUUGGUUGUUUUAUCAACAUGUAGAUGGUUAUAAACCAAAUAUGAAGACUGACAUGUUAGACCUAUAUUUUGACAUGUUUUGUCUAGGGAAAGUUCCAUUUGGGCCUUUCCCGGAGCAUGCUUUGGGGUAUUGGAAGGCGAGCCUCGAAAGACCGGAGAAGGUGUUGUUUAUUAAGUACGAGGAUUUACAGGCAGAUCCUAGACCUGUAUUGAAAACAAUGGCAGUUUUUUUAGGAUGUCCUUUUACAGAUGAAGAAGAAGUAGGAGGUGUGAUUGAUGAUAUUGUUAAGUUAUGCAGUAUUCGGAAGCUGAAAGAAGCUGUGAGUACUAGUGAUCAAGUGUAUCCUGUGAUUUCGAAUGAGAAGUUCUUCCGUAAAGGGAUAGUAGGAGAUUGGAUUAAUUAUCUUACUCCAUCUAUGGCGGGUAAACUUGAGAAGAUUAUGGAAGAAAAAUUUGGAGGUUCAGGUUUAAACUUCUCAUAAUAAGCUAGAAUACUAGUCAUUAUGUAGUCAUUACUUUCUUUGGUUUACUUGAAUUAUUGUGCUUGUUAUUUGCUAUAUUGCUGGAAUAAAUCUGUAGAACCUCUUGUUAAGGGUCCGUUCGGUAUUGCUGGAAUAAAUCUGUAAAACCUCUUGCUAAGGAGUCGUUCUGUAUUGCUGGAGUAAUUAUGUAUAACCUCUUGUUAAGGGUCCGUUUGAUAUUGCUGGAAUAAAUCUGUAGAACCUCUUGUUAAGGGGUUCGUUCGGUAUUGCUGGAAUAAAUUUGUAGAUCUCUUGUUAAGCUGUUUGUUGUGUGUAAUUGUAUCCUUUUUUUCAAUUGUACAAUUCUCUAAUUUGAAAGUUUUAUAUUAAUGGUUGCGCUACAUAUA
Molecule: messenger RNA, 1427 nt
Organism: Beta vulgaris subsp. vulgaris (sugar beet)
Lineage: Eukaryota; Viridiplantae; Streptophyta; Magnoliopsida; Caryophyllales; Amaranthaceae
Product: cytosolic sulfotransferase 15
Exons: 1
Coding region: 73-1041 (322 amino acids)
Biological process (GO): sulfation
Cellular component (GO): cytoplasm
Molecular function (GO): sulfotransferase activity
Source: RefSeq, a predicted model, not a curated record